AUGACCAGGCGCAGCCUCUCAGCCUCAUCCCCGCGCCGCUGGGCUGCAUAUAGUGCUAUAAUUGACUCUCGUGGAGAGCAGAAGCAAAAGCGUCGGGCUCCAAUUUCAAACUUCUUUGGAAGAUACUUCAAAAAGUCCCCUACCAUCAAUGUCAAAGGCGCCAUCGGAUUGCAUCUCUUGUAUUCUCCUCCAGACCCGAUUGUUGAUUUCAUCUUCGUACACGGUCUUGAUGGCGGUUCUAGGAAAACAUGGAGCAAAACAGAAUCGGACUCGCACUACUGGCCAAAGGAAUGGAUCCGUAACGAGCCUGCAUUCGCAAAGAAAGUACGAGUCUACAGUUUCGGAUACGACUCAGCCUGCGGCCCUAUGAAGAAAUCGACCUUGACCUUGUUUGAUUUUUCCCUUGAAUUGCUCUCGAGCCUGUCCAACUGUUCGUCUAUGAGGGACACAGGUGACCGUACCCGAAUAGUACUUAUUGGGCAUAGCAUGGGAGGUCUAGUGAUCAAAGAGGCAUACGUGAAUGCAAAACUAAAACAGCAGUAUAAAUCGCUAGCUGAUCGAAUCCACACGAUGUGCUUCCUCGGAACACCACACGACGGAUCUGCCUCGGCUGAAACUCUGCACAAUGUUCUAAAGGUUUAUGGUUUUCCUCGAAGAUUCGUUAAACAACUAAAACCCGGCUCUAACACCUUAUUCAAGAUGAAUUACCAAUUUAGUGAUUUCUACGAUGGUCUAAAGAUUUGGUCCUUUUACGAGACAGAGGAAUAUAGUCUCCUGGGUUCACUGGUCGUUGAAAAGAAUUCUGCUACCCUGGAAUGUGGAAAGCACGAAACUGUGCGCCCGUUGAUCGGUGACCACCGCUCAAUUUGCAAGUUUGAAUCGCAGGAGGAUCCAAACUAUAAAGCUCUUUGUGAGGCUUUUGAAGUUACCGUUCUCGAAAUCUCUAAAAUAGAUGAUGAACUCUCACAAAACCAGAUGGAAAGCCUAGAAGCAUAUCUUGGUGUGUGCGUAGAUCCCUUCGCCACUCAUCUUGAAGGUACUUGCCAGUGGUUUUUGGACAAAGAACCAUAUAGACAGUGGAAAGAAUUUGCCCAGGAUGUUCCUAGUAUACUCUGGGUCACCGGAAAUCUAGGCUCCGGAAAGUCGACCAUUGCGAGGUACAUAAUAGAACAGCUCCGCGCUGCCGGUGAGGAUUACAGCCAUUACUCCGUCAAAGAGGGAGAGUUGGACAUGAGGCCCUGUUUUCGGUCCCUCGCUUUACAGAUGGCGCGUAGAUCCCCCCAGGUUCGAGGAAAGCUUCUGGAGAUAACUCAAAAGUCUGGAACGAAUCUAGAGAAUGAAAAUUCAGACGAGAUAUGGCAAAAACUAUUCGAAUCCGGCAUAUUCAGAGUGGAACUCCACAAACAUUACUGGGUUAUUGAUGGGUUGGAUGAAUGCUCUGAUUGUGACUCCUUCUUUCAUGGGCUGCAGAGAAUCAAUCAAUCCAUACCCCUGAGAAUCCUGAUCACCAGCCGAUACAUUCCAGACUUGAAAAGGAAAUUCGAUAGCCUCAGCUCCGACCAACACCGACAUAAUAUCUCUAUAGAGGAUACUAAAGACGAUAUCAAACGCCUAAUUGAGUUCAAGAUGAAGCACCUACCUGAAAAUAAGGGUAAUGAAGCUUCUCUAAUGGAGACUCUCCUCGAAAAGUCCAAUGGCUGCUUUCUGUGGAUAGAUCUAGUAUUUGAAGAUCUGUCGAAUGCACAUAGCGAAAAGGAAGUAUCUCGGAUUCUUUCAAAGAUGCCUAAAGGAAUGGAACAUAAAUAUCGGAGGAUACUAGAGAUAAUGUUAGGUGCCACACGCGAAAAUGAUACUACCAACGCUAUUCUAGCGUGGGUAACGUGUGCAGAAAGACCACUAGAAAAGGACGAGCUUAAGGAAGCUUUACAACUUGAUAUUGAGAGCGGGAUUCACAAUCUUGACGAUUGCGUUGCCGCCCGAUGCGGCCAGCUGGUGGCUUUCGAUGGGUCUGGAAAGUUAAGGAUGAUACAUGAGGCUGCUCGAGAAUUCCUCGUUAACGAAGACUUAGACUCGGAGUUUGCGGUCAGGGAAACCGUGGCCCAUACUCGUAUUGCUAAGGCUUGUCUCCGAUACCUUACCAAGGACGAAAUGAAGCCUCCUCGAUACCCUGGUGAAGAGCGCGCUCGCUCCAAGUUCUUAAAGUACGCUGCCAUGAAAUUCUCGUGUCAUCUGGCCAAGGCUGACCCCCUUGACGGUGAUAUAUUUCGCCUGCUUGAUAUCUUUUUAUCAUCGAAUGUUCUUUCGUGGAUAGAAUUUAUCGCUAAAGACCAAGUUCUCACUCCUUUAAUUGACACAGCGACCACCCUUGCUGUAUAUACUGAUGCGCGUUCCAAACUGGAGGCGGAGCUUGACACCGCAAUAGAAAAAAAGAUCAGGGGCUGGACAAGCGACCUAGACCAUAUAGCAAAGAGGUUCUCCGAGGAUCUUAUACGUUCCCCGUCAGCGAUUUACGCUCAAAUUCCACAAUUUUGCCCCGAGGAUACUUUCAUCCGGAAGGCCACUGUAUCAGAGCAUGAGUUCUCGGUUUUUGGCUGGCCCGCUGUUGAAUGGGAUUACCAGCUGGUUAGUACGGAUGUCGAGGGGGGUAUAACUGCUUUGUGCUAUGGCGAAAAGUUUUUUGCCAUCGCUUCUGCCACUGAAACUGAUAUUGAAAUUGUUACUGCAUAUAUAACGGUGUAUCAUACAUCGUUAUUCGAAAUAUACAAAACCCUGACCAACGACGAAGAAAUAAAGUUCCUCCAGUUCAAGCCCGGAGCAAAUGAUAUUCUGGUCUGUUAUGGGACAAAACGUAUUAAAAUUUACGAUGUCGUCAAUGAUAAAGAGGUGACGAUAUUGCGUCAACUAAAUAAUGAUGAAGAAAUACUGUAUAUUAUGGACUAUUUGAUUGACGGAGAAUCACUAAUAGUGGCUGUGGAAUCAAAGACCAGGCAUCUCAAGACGUGGUCAUGGGAUUUGAGGGGCAUUCCUUACCAACACGCCAAAGAGGGAUUGGCAGGGCGACGGGAAUGGCCGCUUCGUGCAUCAUUCUCCAAGGUCAGCCGCCUGCUAGCCGUUAGCUACCAUGACCCCCAAGUGAUAGAAAUUUGGGACCUUGAUAGGAGAUAUAUCCGUGACAUACCUCUUUUGGAUAAGCCUUCCAUCACUGACAUUGUUUUCGGCCCCAGAGAACUAUUUGGCCCCAGCGAAACGAUCGCCGUACUUUUUAAGAACAAUGAAGUACUGGUUAUUGACAUUGACGGAUCAAAUACAAAGAAAAUAGACAAGAGAGAAGGACCUGUUGAGAGCCUUGCUACCAGCCCGGAUCGGCAGCGACUUGCCGUGGUUGGAGAUUCCAGUAUUGAAAUUUACGACUUCCACACUUCUAAGCUCCUACACCACGUGGAAUAUUCUCCGGGAUCCUUUGUUAGAGCGGAUGUCGAUGCUGAGCAAACACUCAGGCGAGUAGCCUUCAGCGAGGACGGAUACUCUCUAGCAGUGCUCGAGGAUGGUGCUGUCAAAUUUCGGCGCCUUCCACCUCCAGAUCAGCAAACUACUGGAGGCGGCCGACAACUCGGCCCGUCCCGCCCUGGGGAAAGGGCUAAAACUCUGGCUGUGGACAGAGAGGGAAAAUACGCAUAUUAUGCCAAAAGUUUUGGGCGGGUUUACCAACAUACUCUCGGAACUAAUGACUCCUGCAAGCUAUAUCAGCACAAGGACAGGAGUUCGGUAUAUAUCAUUUGCGUUUGGCCAGAAUACCAUUCUAUCAUCAGUGUCAGCACCAGUGAAACCGGCCCAGACGAACUUUUGGUAUGGCGUUUAGACGAAAGGAGGACGCUAUCCAAGGACAAUGUGCCUGAAUACAUCUACCAAAUAUUGCCUUGCGCGAAUGAACAAAAAUUUAUCAUAUCGGCCCGCGAUUCUAACUGGCUUUGGGACAUCAAUGCCCAGGGGGGGACUUACAUAGAAAUGCCUGAGAAUUGGGUGGCGGGACGUUGGAUACAGCAUCCGCAGUCACUGCAACACCUAAUCUACGUUAUCGAGGAUUCUGCUUGCAUUUAUACAUGGGGCGACUUUAUAAACCGAGUGAUGUUGAAGUCUCGCGAGGAAAUAACUCAAUUCUUUGGAGCUAUAGCAAAACUAGAGCGCCCAGCCUUCUCAUUCACUCUGGAUAACGAUAGGGCUCAUAUUGUUAUCCCGGUGAGAUUGUUGGACGGUAGCGACUGUUGGCAGCGACUCUAUCCGUACAGUUUUGAUCUCGUGCGCUCCUUUGACGGGACCCUCUCAAAAAUUACGUGCGUGGAGGAGAAUCCGUGGCUCCGAGUGAUACUGCUUAGCCCAGUCCUCCAGAACCACAUUCUCAGCAUUUACGGAGUUAGCAGUACCAACCAUCUAGUCUUCCAAGGUAAAAACCGCUGGCUUUGCUCUAUGGAUCUUGCGAGCCUUCGCACUAGGCCGUUGUCAUACAAAAGGCAUUUCUUGAUACCACACGAAGUUAAAACUACUUGUAUGCUUAUCUCACAAGAAGAUAUUAUCAUUUCUUAUUAUCCGGGUAUUGUGAGAAUCAAGGGCGGCCUGCUUUACGGAGAGAAAGUCAAAGUGGAGUUUUAA
Arthroderma uncinatum is the source of this 4647-nucleotide messenger RNA. RefSeq lists its product as uncharacterized. NCBI's taxonomy places the organism in Eukaryota, Fungi, Ascomycota, Eurotiomycetes, Onygenales, Arthrodermataceae. Gene Ontology annotation, molecular function: hydrolase activity, acting on ester bonds; protein binding. The transcript has 3 exons. Bases 1 to 4647 code for a protein of 1548 amino acids. The record is from RefSeq and is a predicted model, not a curated record.